Messenger RNA from Salvia splendens (bonfire salvia), 1528 nucleotides. RefSeq lists its product as uncharacterized. Lineage: Eukaryota; Viridiplantae; Streptophyta; Magnoliopsida; Lamiales; Lamiaceae. The record is from RefSeq and is a predicted model, not a curated record. Bases 1 to 1095 code for a protein of 364 amino acids. The transcript is spliced from 2 exons.
AUGGAAGCUAAGGAAGUACCCGACGAGAAAGAAGAAGAGGAGAUUGAGGUGGAAUCGCCUCUUAUACAAUCUGAGGUUCAACCCGAGGCAAUUGUUUCCCACACGCCGAAAGAGGUUAAAAUUCCUUUUCCUCAAGUGGUGCAAAAGAAGAAGUUGGAUGAGAAGCUUGUUAAGUUCCUUGAGAUUUUCAAGAGAGUGCACCUCAAUAUUCCUCUUAUUGAGGCUCUCCAACAAAUGCCCGGCUACCUCAAGUUUUUGAAAGAGAUUGUGUCCAAGAAGAAGAGGUUGGUUGAUUAUGAAACCGUAAACUUGACCGAGAAUUGUAGUGCAAUCAUCCAAGAAAAGAUGCCGGCAAAGAUGAAAGAUCCGGGGAGCUUUAACAUUUCUUGUGAGAUCGGGAAUGAUAGGCAAACUAAGGCCUUGUGUGACUUAGGGGCAAGCAUAAAUCUCAUGCCUUUAAGCUUCUUCCGAAAGUUGAAAUUUGGUGUCUUGAAGCCAACUACAUUUACCCUUCAAAUGACGGAUAAAUCCAUCAAAUACCCGAAUGGACUCCUUGAGAAUGUAUUAGUAAGGGUAAAUGAUUUUAUCUUCCCCGUGGAUUUUGUUGUUUUGGACAUGAAGGAGGAUCCAAAUGUCCCUCUCAUCUUUGGAAGACCAUUCCUAGCAACUGGAAAAGCUCUAAUUGACGUCACUAAGGGAGAACUCACCCUUAGGCAUGGAAACAAGACGGUCAUUCUCUCCUUGUUGGACAACAUGAAACGUCAUGAAGUGGAAGAGUCCAAGAGAGUGAAAGAGGUGCCCUUAAAAGUUGAAGAGUGCAAUAUGAUACAAGCGGCACAUGUGAGGGCUAGGGAUGAUGAGGUUGAGAAUCCUUUGGAGGAAAUAUUUAUGCCUGAAUGGAUGUUUAAAGAUGAACAUGGAUUGGGGGGUAAAAAGAUGAAGGUUGCCAAAGUGGAAAUUGGAAUACCUAAAGAAGGUGUUGUUGGGGCCGAUGUGAAGCCCACUUGGUGGAAGAAGCGUCUACACAAGCUCUACUUGGCCGCUAAAGUGAAGAAGGGUCCCGAUGACAUUAUCCGAGUGAGAUUGGAUCAUUAAGUGAAAGCUUGAAAUCCGUCGGGCAAACGACGUUAAACAGUUGCGCUAUGGGGGAGGCAACCCCUAGUAGGUAAAUUUUUGAUUUUUGUGUGUUUUGGUGUGUUUUUGUUUUGUUCUCGUUUUGGUGUGUUUUUGUGUUUUCUUUGUGUUUUGAGUGGAACAGGGAAAUAGGCUUUGAUGGGUGAAAAACGACAUCAAUGCUCGUGGCCAGUGGCGCCUCUUCCUCGGCAGUGAAGGUGAAAAUGACUUGAAAACAAGCUUGAAGGAAGAAUCGCCUGACAGGGCGCACUUCAAUGCGCGACCUUCGUAUAAUAGCCAUAACUCUCUCAUCCGGACUCCGAUGGGGGCGUGCAAGAUACUCACGCGAAGCCCUUUCGAAGACGAAGACAAUGCUUUUGGAGGAUUCCAGAGAAAACGCCCGACCGGGCAUUUU